AUGCUCGAGGGGAAGAUGCGGCUUUUCUUGUGCAUGUUAGCGGUGAGCGCUGUGGGAGCGACAUCUACUGAGAAGAGGCAUUCCGGAGAAGACAACGACAUCUAUAUCGACGAUCACGCGAGUCUCGUCCGUUCUGGUCCAGCAAAUUCUGAAGAAUACGCUGAUGGACCUUCGCAAUACGCCAUCGCUUACGAGCCCCCGAGGUACAACUACAACUGGGCAGUGAACGACGACUAUUCCAGCAACUACCAGCAAGUGGAAGAGGCCCGGGACGGGGAGCGAACCCACGGGUCCUACCGGGUGCUGCAACCCGACGGGGUUUACAGGACUGUGGUCUACAACGUCGACGGGGACCAGGGUUUCAACGCGGAUGUCCGCUAUCAAAGGGACUCUCAUCACAACAGGGCUAAAGCCUAUCGCCAAGAGUAUGAAGAACAAAGUGGUUCCGAAGAAGCGCACGAAGGGGAAGGUAGGAACGGUCCUAGUGCCAGAUCUGUCAGCUUCUUCCCUUCUUUUGUCCCUGCGGAAGACCCUAACAUAGAAUACUUCACUAUUGAUGAUGCUGUUGCCAAGCCAGAAACAUCUGUGCCAUCCAGCAAGGAUGCUGAUGAACCAGUUCUUGGCCAAGAAGAAACCACAGAAGAAGAUGAUGUGAGGGAAAAGGACAGUGACAAGGAUGAUGUUGAAGUUCGUCCAGUGACCCCAGCAAAGAGUGAGAAGAAUGACAAGAAUGAGAAGACUGAAAGUGUGAACUCAAUUUCUGAGAAUGACGAACAAAUUGAGGUGAAGACUGUGGACUCUAUCCAAGAGACCGAAUGGAAACCAGCGUCCGGUACGACAGACCUCGUCUUCAUUCCCUCUCAACCUGUCGGCGAUUCGGAAUCUGUUCAACCGCCAAUCGUCAAACUCGGCCGUGAGAGCCCAGAGAUCAGCACCAACUGUCCAAAGUUUACUGCCAAAGGCGACGUUGGAUGA
Molecule: messenger RNA, 975 nt
Organism: Notodromas monacha
Lineage: Eukaryota; Metazoa; Arthropoda; Ostracoda; Podocopida; Cyprididae
Source: the annotation of a GenBank genome assembly